This is a messenger RNA of Ambispora gerdemannii, 1047 nucleotides long. Lineage: Eukaryota; Fungi; Glomeromycota; Glomeromycetes; Archaeosporales; Ambisporaceae. The record is from the annotation of a GenBank genome assembly.
AUGUUAUUGCAUCGAAAAGAUGUUUUGCUUCUGCAGCAAAGGUAUGAAUUCUGUGUAUGUGUUAAAGUUGAGUGUGAUGAGUCUGAUGAAUAUAAUCAUUUUAUAUUAAAGUAUUCACGAAAUAAUGCAAUCGGCUUCAUUGGACUUGGGCAAAUGGGUUUUAAAAUGGCCAAUAAUCUAUAUCGAAAAUCUGGCGCACCAUUUGUCCUUUACGAUUUAAACGCGCCAGUCAUUGAUAAAUUCAUCGAGUUACAACAAACCUCAUCCUUGGCAGAAAUUCGAAUUGCGAAAACACCCAAGGAGGUAGCUCAAGCAGCAUCGGUGGUGAUUACAAUGUUACCGAAUUCACCACACGUAGAAGAAGUAUACUUGGGUGAGGAAGGAUUAGUGCAUGCGGUAGACAAGGAUAAUCUUCUGAUUGAUUCGAGUACUAUCGAUCAAAGUGUAGCAAAAUCUGUCGCGGAAGCUAUUAUCGCUAAAGGUGCACGUGCUAUUGAUGCGCCCGUUUCUGGAGGGAUUGUGGGUGCUGAAGCCGCAACUCUAACAUUUAUGGUAGGUGCACCUACAACCGAAGAUUUUGAUCGCGCCCAACCAAUACUUUCUCAAAUGGGAAAAAACAUUAUCCACUGUGGAAAAUCAGGUAGUGGUCAAACAGCAAAAAUAUGUAAUAACAUGCUUCUCGCUAUCUCCAUGAUCGGCGUUUCGGAAACGAUGAACCUCGGUAGAAAACUAGGAAUGGACCCAAAAUUACUAGCCAACAUUCUUAAUUCUUCAACGGGCAGAUGUUGGUCCAGCGAUACUUAUAAUCCGGUACCCGGUAUUCUGCCGAAUGUCCCGUCGAGUAAUGACUACAAAGGCGGCUUUGCAACCAAAUUGAUGGCCAAAGAUUUACGACUUGCUGUUAAUGCAGCUAAUGAUACGCAAUCGACUAUCUUAUUGGGCACUGUAGCGCAACAAUUGUACAACCAGCUUUCGGAAACUCCUGGUUUCAAAGAUAAAGAUUUUAGUUCAAUAUAUCAAUGGCUGAAUCUUAAUAAAGACGAUUAG